Molecule: messenger RNA, 543 nt
Organism: Helobdella robusta
Lineage: Eukaryota; Metazoa; Annelida; Clitellata; Rhynchobdellida; Glossiphoniidae
Exons: 4
Coding region: 1-543 (180 amino acids)
Source: RefSeq, a predicted model, not a curated record
AUGAAAAGGCAAGGAAAACAUGCUAUUCAGAUAGAUUGGAUCGCAGCGUGCCUUUACUCUCCUAAACUCGAUUACCUCAAGAUACUUAAGAUUGGAUUUAGAUACGUAGUAUCAUUAUCUGUUACUGAACUAGAAUGGUGUAGCGCGAGAUUUUUGGAACGUGGCGUUAAUAUAAGUAUCAUUUCGAUUAAGUUGCUCGGCUGGGACGAGAGAAAAGUUGUGUAUAUUUUUCUGUAUAAGAACGCGUUACCGCACAACCAGCCGCCAUCGUUGGAGUUACUCAGUGUUAGGCAAGUAUUUCAUUUGAGCGAGAGAGUCACACCACACCAAAUCGCAUCAUGUCAUAUAAGAAUUUUUGUCCUAGUUGCUUCAACUCAGCCAAUAGCGUCGCUCAACGUGACCUUCGCGCUAUUUUUGCCAGCCAAUCAGAAGAGUGUUUAUAAGAAAUAUCUGAGGGGAAGUUUCAAAAUGUCAAAACUCAGUUUCGUGAGGCACAAUAUAUGUUUCGUAUGCAGUUUAUCCUGCGUGUGGUUUCAUUUGUAA